This is a messenger RNA of Lutra lutra (Eurasian river otter), 710 nucleotides long. Its product is annotated as translation initiation factor IF-2-like. The record is from RefSeq and is a predicted model, not a curated record. NCBI's taxonomy places the organism in Eukaryota, Metazoa, Chordata, Mammalia, Carnivora, Mustelidae. The transcript is spliced from 4 exons. Bases 1 to 453 code for a protein of 150 amino acids.
AUGCGGCGGAAGGGGGCAGCCGAGCGGCGUGCACAGAGCGCGCCAGGGAGCCCCGAGCGCGGAGCGGGGAGGAGCAGUCGGCGCUGGGCAGAAAACGCAGCGCCCGCCAGGCCCGGCAGCUCUGAGGUGGGUGGGCCGUGCCGCCAGCCCGCCCGCGGGGUCCCCAUUGGCCGCCUGCCGGCCGCCCUCCGCCUUGAAGGCGGCGAGGAGCCGAGGGGCUGCUCGCGAGCGGGAGGGGGAGCGCCCGACCGAGCCGACGCCGGGGGCGGACGCGUGGGAUCCGCGCCCCCCACUCGCUCCCUCCCCGCGCUCCCGCCGCCGCCCCGCCGGUCUCCGGCGCUGGCGCCCUCGGUCGGCCUCCGACAGCUACAGAGGGACCCAGGCAGCUCCCGGGCGCCCGCGGACUGGACACUGAUGCAUGAGGGGCCCACGGAGGCGCAGGAGCGGUGGUGAUGGUGUGGGAAGCGGAGCUGAAGUGCGCUGGGCUUUGGUGAGGAGUGACAGUUUAUCAUGACUGUGUUCAGGCAGGAAAACGUGGAUGAUUACUACGACACCGGCGAGGAACUUGGCAGGUUUCAGCACAUUCCAUAACUGAAGACUCAUUCUGCCAUUGGUCAAGGCUUGGAUAGCCUCAGCUGUCUAUCCCAGGCACUCCCCAGCCUUAUGGAACUAGAAUCACAAAGAUGAGAAUAAAUGAGGACCUUAAGAUC